AUGUCGGUUUGUCUUGUUGGAAGUUGGGUUAAAAUACCUAACGGCGAUGAUGAAUUGGAAAUGGCGGAAAACGUCUUUCUCAAUCGUGAUAAUAUCAAAAGCAUCCCCGAGGAUCGCGAAUAUUUAAGCGAUUUUCGAAACCAACACCCGGAUGUUAAGGCUGCAUUGGUUGAAGGAAUUGAUUGCUUCGAUGACCAAUACUUUGGGACUGGCGAAUCGGAGGCGAUCUGCAUGGACCCGCAGCAAAGAAUGUUGAUGCAAGGAGUGAUUCAUGCUUUGGAAAAUUCGGGCAUCACUAUUGAAAUGGCAUCUGAAGCGCGUGUGGCGGUGUACACCGCCGCAUGGGCGUAUGAUUAUAAAGAUCUGCUCCCACCCGAUCAAUAUAUGGCCACUGGAAAUUCGGCAAGUGUAAUGUGUGGAAGAAUCACAUAUUUCUUGAAUUCACGCGGCGCGGCCGUUGGAAUUGAGACGGCGUGUUCGUCAUCGCUCGUCGCCUUUCAUUUGGCAAGGCAAGCGAUAUUGACGGGAGAAGCCAAGAUGGCAUUAGUGUGCGGUGCAAAUCAUGUCGGAGCAAGAUCGUAUCACUCUCUUUACAAUUCGCACAUGGUGUCCCCAAAUGGACGACUAGCUGCAUUCGAUCGUUCUGCAAAUGGCUUCGUGCGCGCUGAAUCAUUUGCUGUGGCUGUUCUCUGCUCUCAUGAGUAUGCCGAACAAAACGGACUCAAGAUUCAUUGUCAUUGUGUUGGCUCGGCUUUUAACAGCGACGGUAGAACUCCAUCGUUGACGGCUCCAAAUCCAAUUUCGCAAUAUGAGGUUCAAUUGGAAGCCAUGUCCGGAAUUGACCCGAAAACCGUGCAGCUUGUCACCUGUCAUGGGACCGGUACAAAACUUGGAGAUCAAGUCGAAGUCACCGCAAUCAAAACGUCUUUCAAACCAGAUAUUCGAGUAAUGAGCCCAAAAAGUUCUCUUGGACAUGGCGAAGGAGCUGCCGGUUUGAUUGGAGUCCUUCAAUCACUCUAUGCAAUGGAGCAUUCGAUCAUUCCAAAUCAGCUUCAUCUUCAACUCCCAACAGCAGAUCUUGGUGAACAAAUCUCCAUGGUUUUUGUGAAUGAGGAAGUUGACUUGAAACGCCUUGCUAUUAGUUCGUAUGGAUUCGGUGGCACCAACUGUUGCGCUAUUCUCGAUAAGCCAGAAGAGAAGAAAAAGAUUUCUGAAGCUUAUGCUGAAUCGAAACUUCUCAUGCUUUCGGCGAAGAGCUUAGAAGCAUUGAAGUUGACCAUCGACCAGUACACCUCUUUCAUGAAUGAAACUGACAGUCAACUUGAAGAUAUUCUAUUUUCGGUCAACGCCAGAAAAACGAAAUACAACGUUAGAGCAGCAGUGUUUGGAAAAAAUCGCGAAGAAAUUGCAAGAAAACUGAAAUCCGGCGACUAUUUCAUGACUUCACUUUCACAAAAAAAUGACACGUUCGAAGUUGAAUUCGGUGAGGGCAAUGAAAAAUUGUGGCUUCUUCGCAUGCUGUAUGAGAGCAAUGAAACAUUCCGCUCCGCUGUUGACAAAUACUGUGCUCUUGCCGAAUCUUGUGGAUUCCCGGAAGCACGUACAGCUCUAUUCUUCCCAUUCAAAUUGGCAUUAACUCCGCUUACAUACAACGUGUCUCGAUUGAUUUCAAGCAUGGCGACAUUCCAACUACUUGUUGAAUAUAAAACUCCGCCAACGGUGGUCCGCGGAAAAGGAAUGGGCCAUAUAUUCGCCUUAGUUGCUUGCAAUGUAAUCUCCUUCCAAGAUGGCGUUAACUUGAUAAAGACGGUUGUCGCUGAUGGCGACUUAAAGACAGUCCUUUCAAAAAUCGACAUGAAAUCUUCCAAGCAUCCAAUUUCUGUCGGAACGAAGGCAACAAAAAAGAUAACGAAUCAAGAAAUUAAUGAUGAAAUCAAUGCAACCGCGUUGCCGAAUCUAAUGACUUUCAAGGUCAACGAUAAUGUGGUCAAUGAAACCGAUCCAAUUAAGAAAGUUCAAGUUCUAAUGGGUAUGCUGUUUGUAUCCGGCUUUGAUGUUGAAAUCAAGUACCGCGGAUCAAUUGUAAGAACUCCGGGUUACACAUUUUUGAAGAGAAGAUUCUGGCCAACACCUCAACCGGUUACAAGUACUGAACCGAUAAAAGAAACUGAUGAGAUUGAAAUCGACUAUGCCACUGCGGUAAAAGAGAUUGUGCAAAAAUUUCUGGAAAUUGACGAUGAGGACCUAAACCUACUCGAAUCUGGAAAUGUUGACUCGUUGACAUCAAUCGAAAUGAUUGAGGCGAUUGGAACAGCUACAAAUCGAGUUAUGCCUUUCGACUUGCUUGAUAAUUACCCAACGACUCGUGCGAUUAUUGAAUAUCUGAAUUCUUUGGCGGAAACAAAAGCAUCGACAACGAAAACUUCUCAUGUUGCCAAGCGCAGUGUAUCAUCAGCAUCCGGUAAAGCAAGUGUGAUCGCUUGCGAUUUCAAAUUUGCUGGAGUUGAUGGCGAGAAAGAAUUGUGGAAUACCCUUCUUACAUCAAAACUGGUCACUGGAAAAUUGUCGGAAAUCAGAGAAAAACAAAUCGAAGGAAAUCCUGGCCUAAACGUUGGACUUCUCAAUCAAGAUAUAUCGCUUUUUGAUAACUCAUUUUUCUCCAUUGCCAAUGAUGAAGCUGAAUUUAUUGAUCCGCAACACCGGCUUCUUCUUCAUUCCGCUCACAAUGCCUUAGAGAAGUCCGGAUUUCAAUCCAUCCCCGAUGCCGAUUUGUUUCUCGCAAUUAGCUCGCAUUCAGAAUAUCGUGCUCUUGCUGAGAAGCGUGUCGAUGAACUGGAUGAAAGACUUUGGAUGGGUACUGUUCACAGCAUGGCUGCUGGCAGACUUGCUGCUUAUUUCGGAAUUCGCGGUCGUGCAAUUCUUGUGGACACGACGUGCUCAUCUAUUGCCAGCGCCUUGGAAAUGGCCGUGGAGUCAAUUCGAAAUGGAAGAAAGUAUGCAAUUGUGGCGACGAGUCAACUCAUUCAAUCAUCUCGCUGGUUGAGCUCGCUUCAAGGUCUUCUUGAUCACAAUAGCACCAAGUCGUUCUCAGCGGAUGGCGCCGGAUUUUGCCGAUCUGAUGGUGUCGGUGUUAUCAUUCUCAAGUCUUAUGAGAAUGGAGAUGCUUCGCUACUCCAAAUUGGCGAUGCUAAGAGCCAUCACAGUGGAGCUGUGAUAACUCCAGUUGUGAGCGCCAUUUCUCAAUUGCUCGAGAAUGUCGGAGACAUAACCUACGUUGAAGGUCAUGGAACGGCGACAUCAGCUGGAGACAGUGCCGAAUCAAUGGCCUAUCAAAAACUCGGACGAGAAAUUGUCAUGUCUUCGGUGAAGGCGCAAUUCGGACACAGCGAAAUCGCAUCAGGACUUAUUCAGCUUAUGAAGGUUUCUGCUUUAACCAGAACUGGAAUAAUUCCAGCAUGUGUGCAUGUUGCACUUCCAAAUGAACACAUCAGAGAAAAUCCGAAAAUUCGACUACCAUUUGUUUCCGAAGAGACAAAUGUCGAAAAAGCAGCCAUCGUCUCAUUUGGAAUUACUGGAACGAAAACGGUGGUAGCGGCUGAGAAAGCGGAUAUUUAUGAAAAUAUUUGGACACCAAGUUGCUGCCUUCUUCCAAUUAGCGCAAAGACCAAGGAUGCCCUCAAGAAAUUGAUCGAAUCUUUCAUUGAAAUGCUAGCCAAUACCAAUGAGGACUUGUAUAGCAUUUCGCUUACGAUGCAAAAGCAGAAGACCCAAUUCAAAUGGAGAACUGCUGUUGUUGGAACACAUCACUUCAAUGUCAUCGACAAAUUGAAGCGAGUGGUCGCGGAUGAUUUCAAGAUGAACGUUCAGAACUGGCACGUCUGCACCAAUCCAUAUUCUAUCAGCUGCGAUUCAUUCUUCAACGAUAUUCCUGAGUUUGAGAAGCGAUACUCAGCAUUCUGUCAGAGAUUGCGAUUUGAACCUCACUCGGAUCCCGCCUCAUUGUAUCAUUCAAUGGCAGUGAGCUACGCUAUCGUCAAAAUGAUUAUCACCCAUCGGAUUACUAAACGAUUCGCUGUAUCGGGCUUCAAUUCUCUGGUGUUGCUUGCCGCAGUUGAUGCCGCUCCUUCUCAUUACUUGAAUGAUUUAAUGAAUUCAUUUGCCAACAACGAUAUUAGAAUGAUGAAGAGGAUCGCCAGAGAUGUCACGAUUCAAAUUGACAACAUUGAGAUCUUCGAUUUCAAUGGCGUUCCGAUCACUACGGCGCGUCACGCAGUGGAUGCAGCGAUUCAAGAUUGCCCAGGAAACUUUAAGUUCGAUCAAGACAUUUUGUUACUAUCUCAAUUUGAAGAGCUUCGAAAUGUCGAACCGCUUCAGACGUGCUCCGAUUACUGGCAAUAUGUUGCGCAGAAAUAUGUUCAAGGACAAGCUCUCGACUUUCCGUCUCUUUUUGAAAAUCCUUGCAAAUUCAUCGAGCUGCCUGAAUAUCCAUUCAAUCGAAAAUCAUUCUGGCUUCCGAUUCCCGAAACACACGAAAAUGCAGCAAUUGAUAGCGCACAAAUGAGCGUAAAUGAAUUCCUACUGAAUUCCGAAAAGUGGAAGCAUGUAAAGAAUCACGUUGUGGAUUCGAAAAUCGUUCUACCUGGUGCAACAUCCAUGAGAAUUGCAUUUGAGUAUAACGGAAGGAAGCCGGUUAGCCUUACGAACAUUGAUUUCUUGAACAAGAUACUUCCGAAGGAGAUUUCAAUGACAGUUGCUGUAAAUGUUGAAAAUGGCCAAUGCACUCUCUCAUUCGAUGAAUUGGAUGCCAUCAGCUAUAAGCUGAACGAAAAUGUUAAAAUAACACCAAUCACCAAGGAAAACCUCAAAGCUGAAGAAAAAUAUACGGAUGAUAUUUAUUUACGAUUUGCUUCCAGUCAACUAGUUUAUCGCAAUCAAUUCCAAAUGCUUGAUUCAAUGAGGCAUCGCAACGGACAUGGGGAAGCAAGAUUCAAUGAUUUAGCAGAUUUGGAUAUUCUUAUUGAUGGAACUCUUCAAGCAAUUGUCAUGAGCUACAUGUUUGAGAAUCCUGAAGACGAGAGCCCAUUCGUGCCAUUUACUAUUGACAGAAUCACUAUUAUCAAUGACAAUCUUGCGGGAAAACAGCUUCACACAUCCUUGACAUACUCGAAUACGGAUGUAUUUAUCACGGGAAAUGCUACCGUUUAUGAUCAAGAUCAUAAUGUUAUUAUUCAUAUUGAAAAUGUCACAUUCAAAAGAUUGAAUCCGAAAUCUGCUCCAACUUCUGUUGUGAAAUCGGCUAUUAUAAAAUCGGGAAAACAGAACGAAGAAGCGAGGAAGGAAGCUCGGAAGCAUUUGCACAAUUGGUUCGAGGAGAAUUUUGGAUGGACCGAGAUCGACGACACUGUGGGAUUCUUUGAUCUCGGUUUGACUUCAAUACAAGCAGUAAAACUGCGCAAUGCCAUCAAGUCGCAAUAUCCAGAUGCUUCUUCCACGUGUAUAUUCGAUUACCCGAGUGUUCAAGAGCUCUCAACGUACCUGUCCUCCUUGGUGCACCCAAUUGAUUAUCAGGAGUCUGAAGCUGACAAAGAAAUCGAUGAGCUGGAGGAAGACCAACAACCUACAAGAGUGGCGCUCAACCCAAUUGGAGUGAUGGCCGCUUCGUGCCGUCUACCCGGAGGAAUCACUAGUCCAGAAGAGCUCUGGCAAUUGCUCAAACUUGGCAUCAAUGCAUCUUCAAGAAUUCCGGCAACUCGAAUUCCAACAAGAAACAAUCUCAUUCGCGGUGCAAAAUAUGGAAACCCGGUCGAAGGUGGAAACUUCAUCACCCAAGACAUUUCACUAUUUGAUCCCGCGUUCUUCAAAAUUUCGAAGAGUGAAGCCGAAAUGGUGGAUCCACAACAAAGAAUUCUUCUAGAAUGUGUUCAGGAAUGCCUUGAAAACAGUGGAGUGACGGAAACCAGUGAUGUCGGAGUGUUCGUGGGAUUAAUGGAGAAAGAAUAUCAAGAAAUGAUGGAAUCUUCAUCAAUUCUCUCGAUGCUGGGAUCGAUGGCUGCUGUGAUUGCAGGACGCGUGAAUUACGUUUUUGGAUGUCAUGGUCCAUCCGUGACAAUUGAUACAGCCUGCUCCUCAUCACUUGUUGCUCUUGAAAUGGCAGUGAAUGCUCUUCUUGAUAAGCGAUGCUCAAAAGUUAUUGUCGCUGGUGUCAAUCUAAUCUUGAACGAAAAAGGACAAGGCCUACGAACAAAUGGAAAAAUGCUUUCUCAACAUGGAAUGUCAUUGAGUUUUGAUUCACGAGCUUCCGGUUACGGAAGAUCCGAUGGAUGUGUGGUUCUGAUGCUCGAAUUGGCCAAACCAAAUUACCACUACAUGUCAACAAUUCAAGCAGUCAAUGUCAACCAUGGCGGAAGAAGUGUAUCUUUAACCGCGCCAAACGGUGUUGCUCACAAAAUGCUUCUCACUUCAAUUAUCAAUGCGAGCCCAUCAUUAGCUAUUGAUUAUUGGGAGGCUCAUGGCACUGGAACACCACUAGGUGACCCAAUCGAGUUCAAUACAUUGUCGUCAAUCCUUCAAAAUAUAUUAAUUGGAUCCGUCAAAGCGUCGCUGGGUCAUGGCGAAGCAUCGGCGGGAACAUGUGGACUUCUUAAACUUUUCCUAAUGCUCACAUAUCAAUACGUGCCAACUCUCAUUCAUUUCCAUGUCCUCAACAAGGAUAUCAAUUCGGGGUCAAUUCGCCUUCCGAUUAUUGGAGAAGACGCGGAAUUGACAUCAGCUGGAAUCAGCUCAUUCGGUGUUAGUGGAACUAACGCUGCGGCCAUCGCCUUCAACGACAACAACAAAUUGGAGCCAUACACGACCAUUCACAAAACUUAUAUUUUGCCGAUAUCGGCAAAAAAUCAAUUUUCAAUCGAUGGACUUGAAAAGGAAAUUGUGAAUGUUCUUCCAGUCACUGAUGUGCCAAUAAGCCACGUGGCAAGCACAUUGGCUAAUAAUCGUAUGCAUUUCAACAUUCGAAACGCUUUGCUCGUAACGUGCUCGGGUCGUAUUUUGCAAAAGUUUGCCGGAAAGAAUCAAAGAAUUGUGAAAAAGGAGCGAUAUCGUGUCAAAUUGGGGAGAGGUCUCUUUGAGCCAAGCCUUCUCCAGUUUGAUCUAAUCAAUGAGAUGUAUACGGUAGCAUCGUUGAAGAACCCGCAACACUUUGCGUUGAAGUAUAGCAUUGUAAAGUUCAUCACUUCACUGUCCAGCUACAUCCAAGUAAUUGCCAAUGACACAGAUGAGCUGCUCUCAAUUCUUCUCGCAGAUGGAACCUUGCCAUGGAGCAAAUUGAGCUCAGGACUAUUUGAGAAAACACCUGGCUCAUUGCUAAACGAACUCGCUGAUAUGAACAUCACUAUCGCCAAUAACACCCAUGUAAAGAACUUCCAAACCAGCGCUGAUGUGAAGGAAGAGGUUCAUAGUCUUGAAGAAUUGAACAAGUUUAUUAUAAACAUGUACAUUAAUGGCUACGACAUUGAUUGGAGCAAUGUGUACACUCCGGUCCAAAAAUACAUUAAUCUGCCCAACUAUUACUUUAACAAACAGCCAAUUUGGUUUGAAGAUCGCGGCAAAAUCUUCGAUCAUUAUCUGAUUGGUUGCAUCGAAGAAAACGUCAAGGACAAACUUGUGUUGAAAAACUGGAUAACUGAGCUUCGUCAUCGAUAUCUGUUCCGCGGAAGACCUAUCGAUGUUGGCACCAUCUUUGAGAUUGCCAUCGAAGCGCUUAAGGUUCAAAACGAACUGCCAUUCUCCCUACAGAACCUUACGACCAAUCAAAUUACACUGACGAGACCAGCGUGGCUGAGGACGGAAAUUGAGAAAAAUUUGGAUGAAGAAGCAUAUAGUGUUAGCGCAUAUAUUGAAGAACAACUUUUGUUCACAUUAACUGCCACACCAUAUUCGCAAGAUGAAGUCGAAACUCCAGCAGUGGACGUGCGAAUUCCAGAAAAAAUUGUCCAUUUGCCCGAUUGUCCGAGUGCAAUCAUCCGCAGGAAUUACAAUACUUAUUAUGUCGAUUCAACCGCCGAGGUUUCACCAUUUCGAACAGCAAAUUUGGUGCUCAAUGAAAUUAUUGGAUUUGCUCCCAAUCCUUCAGACAUGUUCCUCGAAAUUCUUGGAGGCUUCCCAUCGGUUUACUAUAUGGUUCGCCUUGAUGAUGGCGCACUUUGGCAAUUCCAGAUUCUCUCUGCCAAUCGUGAUGUGCUGUCAAACGUCUACAUAUUGAAGGACGCCAAAGGAUUGGACAUUCCAACAAUAAAAAUGCAUAAAAAAUCAACAUUGUUGUCAUCUCAAGAGGCCGCCGCGGUGGCAGCGAAAUCGCUUCAGCUGGAUAUCCGUCAAAAAGUCCGAAACGCUUUUAAUGACGUCAUCGAUAGCGGAAUGGAAAUUGAUGAUAGCCAAAUGAGUACCGGAUUUACUGAGCUCGGCAUGGAUUCGCAUGCCACCGUUGAUCUACUCAACCGCCUCAACCAGAAAUACUUCAGCGACAUCGAAUUGACCACCAGUGAUUUGUUUGAUAAUCCGAAUAUCGAAGAUUUGUCGGUGAAAAUUGAAGAGCUUUUAAGAGAAAAGGGCAUUAGCAAUUUGCCAUCAGCAAAUCCGACACCAAAAACAUCAUUGAGAGAGCGGAAAUUGUCAAUUCCGGCCAAUCGGCAUCAAGAGCUCGCUCAAAUUGAGUUCGUCCAACAGUACAACGAAAGUGAAAAUAGACAUAAUGUGAAUACAAACGAAACGACAACGCAUGAUCAAGAUGAAAUCAAACGAAAAAUAUCGACCGCCGUGAUGGAUAUUGCCACCGAGACGGUCACCGCCGAAGACCUUGAGAUCAAAGGGUUCACCGAGCUCGGAAUGGAUUCACUUUCAAUUGUCGACUUUGUGAAUCGAUUAAAUGAAAAGUACUUCCCUGGAGAAGAAAUCAACACGAGCGAUGUGUUCGAUUACUCGACGGUCGAGGAAUUGGCAAAACACAUUUCAAAUAAAAAAAGGAGUGUCGUCGAAAAAAAAGGAAAUGAGACAGCGAGGAACCGAAACGAGGAUGAUGGAAUUCAAGAAGUACAUCUGUCUCAAGCCUAUGUUUUGAUUGAGGACGAUACGAUAACAGGGUUUGAUUGGACAUUUAGACAUUUCAAGGAUGGACUAUUCCAAUUGGCCGAACAUGGAAGUAGUGAGAACUCAAUGAUUAUUAGUGGAGCAGGUCCAUUAAAAGAAGAUGAUCUUUCAAGAAACCUGUCCAAUAAGACAAUCUUGGUAGAUCUGGAUGACUUCAACGGAAUUGUUGAAAAUUUGUAUCUUGCUCUUCUCAAUUUGGUGAAAGCACUAUCAAAAGGAAAAGUAAAUUGUAAAUUUACGGUGUCUCGAAAUUUUUCGCUUGGGAACACCAUUGCAAGAGCCUUCUUAAAAACGGUGACCGCUGAGAAGUAUCCAACUAUUCAAUAUAACUGGAACCAACGAAUUCAACAAGUUUCUGCGUUUGAGAGCAAACAACCAAUACGAGGAUCUUGGCUGAUUACUGGAGGAUUGAGUGGAAUUGGAUUCGAAAUUGGAAGAUACAUUGCGAACAAUGGCGCUCAAAAUGUAAUACUUGUCAGUCGAAGAAGUCCUUCUGAAGAAAUCCUAAAAGAUAUCUCGACAUGGAAGUGCAAGGUCUACACAAUUGCUGCUGACAUUGGAGAUAAGGCGACGCUUAUAAAAGAGCUGAGCAGAAUCAAUAUCAAAAUAACGGGUGUUGUUCAUUCAGCUGGAGUUUUGAAAGAUUCGAAGAUUGAGCGCCAAACGAAAGAAACUUUCAAUCAAGUUUUUAAACCAAAAGCUGAUGGAUGUAAUGUUUUGGAGGAAAUUGAGGAGCAUUUCAAUUAUGAUUUCGAGCAUUUCAUAAUGAUGUCAUCGUUCACCUCAGCAUGUGGUAAUGAAGGUCAACUAAACUAUGGAGUUGCAAAUGCUUAUUUGGAAUACCAGAUCAAAAAGCGUCGAAGUGCUGGAAAAUCAGGAUGUGCCAUUCAGUGGGGUAACUGGAUCGAUACUGGAAUGGCAACAAGCCCAAAUAUCCGAAAAUUCUUGGCAGAUCUUGGAUUUUUGGGGCAACAUAACAAUGAUGCUCUGAAAUAUCUUCAUAUGUGCAUUGAGAAGCAGCCAGAAGUUAUAAUGAUUGCCAAUAUCAAUUGGGAUCUGAUCCUCAAGAAUCGAAAAGAUCUUCCGAGAAAUUUGAUUGUCGAAGGAAUUCGGAAUCUGGAUGAAAUCAUAAGCUCGGAUGAGAAACCAGAAGACAUCAAAGAAGAAAAGUAUGAUAUCGAAGAUGAAGAUGAAAUGCUUGAUUUUGUGAAGGAGAAGCUCGCCGAGCUUAUCAAAACAUCUCCAAACCGCGUGAAAAAUAAUAGCAACUUGAUGGAUAUCGGAUUGGAUUCCCAACUUCUUACACAAUUCAUUCAUUUUCUGAACAAAAAUUUCGCGUUGAAACUAAAUUUGUCUGAUAUCUAUAAUAAUUCAUCGCCGGAAAAAUUGUCAAGUUUCCUGUGGAGCCAACUACAACAAAAUAACGAUGAUGAGAAGGAAACCAUCGCCGAAAAGAUUGAAGAUGUGAAAGGGUGUGAUGAUUUUUGUUCGUCUCUUGGAAUGAAUAUAUUCUUCGAUGAUGAGUCGAAAAUUGAACAAAUGAAGAAAGUUGCUCUAGAAGAGCCCGAGAAGUUACCGAAAAACGGAACGUUUGUUGUUUCGGCAAUUGGAAAGAAUUUCGAAGAAUUUAGAAAAAAUCUGGAAAACGCCAAAAGCAAAAAAGUUGUGAAAAUUACUAAAUCGGUGCUCAUGUUAACCGGACAAGGAUCACAAUAUCCAAUGAUGGGAAGACAAUUAUGCGAGAACUAUGCCAUCUUCAGAAACACAUUGCAUUACUGUUUGACAGAAUGUGACAAACAUUUGAAGGGCGACAUUCCAUUGUGGGAGAUUUUGUUCAACACCGACCAUUAUCAAUUGCUCCAGCUCACCACUAACAUGCAACCAAUCAUGUUCAGUUUUGGAUACGCUUUGGCGAAAUUGUGGGAGUUCUUAGGAUUCGUUCCGGACUACUAUCUUGGUCACAGCGUUGGUGAAUUGGCGGCCGCUGUCCUAGCGGGAAUGAUGGGCCUUGAUGAUGGUUUAAAGCUCAUUGUUGAGAGAGGAAAAGCUAUGGAGGGAAUAGCAGGACUCGGAGCUCUUCUCGCCGUUCAAAAAGAAAUUGCCGAUGAUGUGAUCAGAAAGUAUGACGUAUGUGUUGCGACAAUCAACAGCCCGAAGCAGGUUGUAUUUGCUGGUAAGAAGGAUGAACUGGACAAAGCUUUAGCAUUUGUUAAGGGACAAGGAAAGCAAGGGACAUUUGUUAAUCAGAAAUACCCAUUCCAUUCCAAUUUGAUUCAAGAAUCUCAUCUUCAAGGUCUCCGGAACUGUCUAGAAGGAAUGGUGUUCCACAAAGCAACAAUUCCUCUGAUUAGCAAUGUAUCAGGACAAAUGAUCACCGAAUUCACAGAAGAGUACAUCAUCAAGCAUACUGUCUCGGCGGUUAAAUUUGUCAACUGUGUUGAAACACUUCAAGGACUUGGUCUGAAUACGUGGGUUGACGCUGGACCAGCUGCUGUCCUUGCAACAUUUGUGAAGCGCAUUAUAUUCCCGUCUGAUCUACCAAACCACCGAAUUGUUCAAACUUGUAAGGAGAAGGAUUCUGACGGCGAUGCUCUUCUUACAUCAUGUUUGGAGCUCGAGCAAGGGGGAAUUUCGAUCAACUGGAAUGCAGUUUAUGGGUGCGAACAGAUAACAAUCCCCAGCGUUGUUGACUUCCCAGCAGUCAAAUCCUUCGAAAUUGAAGAUGACGAAUACGAAGUUCUGAAGGAUCACAAGUUGAAUGAAAGAAUCAUCGUUGCCGGCGUUUACCAAGUCCACAAAAUGCAUAAAUUUGUGGUGGAAAGGUCUAAUGAUCACAAGCUGGUGUUGAGAAACGUGAAAUUCCUAAAACCUUGGUUCAUCGAGGAAGGAAAAACGUUUGAAAUUGAUUGGCUUCCAAAUAUGAACAUCGAAUUGAGAGUCAAAAACGUUGUCGUGUGCAGCGCGAGAAUUGAAGAAGACGAUGGCCUUUCAAUAACGAUUCCAGAAGAAGGGCCCGACGAGCAAGCGUUUGAUGUGAGCCAGUUCUACGACUCGCUUCAUAGAAACGGAUUGCAAUAUGGUCCCCGAUUUCGUGUGAUUUCUGAAGCCAAAAGAUCAAACAAGCGAUGCCUCGCAACUUUGAAGAAUUCCAAUUUCAUUUGGCCAUUGAUUGACGGAGCAAUGCAUUCAGUCACAUCAAGCGUUCUUCAAAGACGUCCUGAUUGCUAUUUCCUUCCGGUAGCGCUUGGAACAAUCACAAUGAAGAGCACCGAAGUACCCGAGACGAGCAAUUCAACGGCUGUGAUCAUUUCGGAAACCGAUAAAUUCAUUCAAGUCAACGUUGGACUCUAUUCCGGCGAUAAGACGAUUUGCGAAAUUCGGAAUAUGACUAUUGUUGUUCUCAAUCUGGAGAAAAACGCGGAAAGUCUGAAAAACGAGGAAGAAAAAUCGGAGAUCCAAAUUGUAAGCUUUGAUCUUAGUCUUCCCUUAAAUAAGCCAUUCGACAAAUACGAAGGAUGGCAGUUUCUUAAAACGGGAAAAGUGAAAUCGAAUCUCGAAUUUCGACAAGAAAACGCUUUUGUCUCGACGCUUGAUGCUGAAAUACGCGAAUGGGAUCCCGAGCAUUUUGGAAUUCGGCCGAAUGAAGCAAAAUAUAUGGAUCCGCAGCAACGGUUGCUUUUGACUAGCGUUGCUCAGCUUCUGCACUCUGCUAGUAUUCAAGCAUUACCAUCAAAUACUGGAGUGUUUGUGGGAUGUUCAACGCAUGAAUUCCCGCAAAUCGUGUACGCUCAUGCGAAAUCACCAAAAGCUGAAUGGAGUGGUGGAACCGCGACGUCCUCAAUGGCUGGAAGAAUUGCGCAUUGGCUUAAACUUCAGGGACCGGUUAUGAACGUUGACACUGCUUGUUCAUCCUCAUUAGCUGCUCUAGCUUCAGCUUGCGAUCAUUUGAAAGCUGGAAAGUGCGACUACGCUAUUGUAGCAACAAUUAAUCUUGUCCUGCACUCAAUGACGACAAAUGUGCUUUCCAGCGCUCAAAUGAUUGUGCCCGACUUUUGCAAGGUUUUUGACAUUGAUGCGAAUGGCUAUAAACGCUCGGAAGCAAUUUGCACGAUGCUUCUAACACGCAAGGACGUAGAAAACAGUCUUGGCACCAUUUUACAGUGGGCUAUUGGUCAUAAUGGAACCAGCAGUUCUUUGUAUACCCCAAAUGGAAAAUCACAAACAGAGCUUAUUAGAAUGUGUCAGGCUUCCUCAGAAGGCUUAGAUAUCCAAACACAUGCAACGGGAACUAAAAUAGGUGAUCCCAUUGAGCUGUCAGCAUUGCUUAACGCAUACCCAGAAGGUGUGUUAAAUAUUUCUGCUUUAAAAUCAAAUAUUGGACAUUGUGAAGGAGCCAGCGGUCUCAUAGCUCUUUGCAUUAGUUUGAUAGAACAUCAAAAUUGCUAUAAGCUUCCCCAGCUUCAUCUAAAACUGCUGAACUCGCCAAAUAGCGAACGAUUGAGACUUCGUUUUGUAGGCGAGGAGCAGGAAUCGCAAAAUGUUUUAAUUAACAAUUUUGGGUUUACUGGAACCAAUUGUUCCGUUUUGCUGAGGCCCACAAAUAUUGCAGUAAAUGAAUCAGUGGAUACCGAAAUGUCCUAUCCAAUGUACAUUUCAGCGAGCUCAAAAAAGGCUUUAGACAAAUACUGCACAGUUUUUUGUCAAUUUGUCAGCGAAACAAACGAACCACUUUCAGCAAUAUCAUUUACAUUAUCGCUUGAAAAAGUGUAUAGAUUCCGAAGAGUAUUGAUCUAUAGUUAUAAGCGAAAAAUUAUAUGUACCAAUGGUGACGAUGUUACUGAGGAGACGCAAAAGUAUUAUCAGGCAAUCAAGAGAUUCAUUGAUGAGGGCAUUUUGCCAAAAAUUACUGGCAAUAGAAAAGUAGACCUACCCCCACUAGUGUUUAAUGAAUCGUAUUAUUGGGAUAUUGAUGAAUAUCCUGAUGACACUUGUAAGAAGCCUGAUGAAACGACGACGCCAAACAUUUUCUACAAAAGGCUUCUUGAGCCAAAACCACCCAUUCGUGUUCAACAGAAUGUUCGAACCAUUCUUUCUUACGGUCAAUUUCCGAACAUUCAAGAGGCUUCGAUUGAGAAAUUGAGGGAUUGUUGCACUGAUAUUAUUGUUAUGCAAUUGUUCGGAAGCACUGAAGAAGAAUUCUUCAGAUUACUCAAUUUGUGGAAGAAUUUAGAUCAGGAAAAUGUCAAGCUUUUAAUCAUUUGUGCACAGUCUAACUUCACAAUGUAUACCGAAUGGACGGGAACAUUGAAAAGCUUAGCGGCUGAGAAACUAAUACCCUAUAAGUUUGUUAGCUUUGAAGAUCCUCAGCAGAUACAUAGUAAUGAGCUGAGCCUCACCGAUAGCUAUGAAUCGAUAUUCUAUCGAAAUGAUGCUCGAUUUGUUGAGCGACUUGUUGAAGAAAUAGUAAAGCUGAAGGAAGGCAUAAGAUUCGAGAAAAUAUUGAUGUCAGGCGGCACUGGAGGGAUUGGGUCAGCCGUUGUCGAUUUUAUGAAUCUGAAGAAUGUCUCAAUUAUAUCAAGAACAGCUGGAACGAAUCAUAUACAAGGAAAUGUAGCAACCGUUCAACUUCUCAACAAAGGAUACGACUCAAUAUUUCAUUUUGCUGGAAUUGUCGACAACGAAACCCAUCAAAGGAUGACAAAUUUGCAAUUCCAAAACACGUUUGAACCGAAAGUUAAAGGAGCCAAGAACUUGUUAUCAAUUUGCAAUCGUGACGCGGAGUUCAAAUUUUCAUCUUCAGUGGCUUGCAUUUUCGGAUCAUUUGGACAAUCGAAUUAUGCAUUUGCAAACGGUUUGGCGGCAUCAAUCUUAGAAAAAAGUGAGGUGAACUCUGAUGUUAUUCAUUUUGGAGCAUGGAAGGAUGUUGGAAUGCUAGCACGCCAAGAGUGCGGUGAGAUAAGAAAACAGCUGAACCACAAUGGUUGGAGGAUGCUAAGCAAUACCGAAGCUCUAAGUGUAUUUAAGGUUCGAAAAUCGAAAAAGAAACGUGACAUUAUCGUUUUUAAUGGAGAUUUUGAAGAAAUCAUUAGAAGAAGCCCAUAUUUGAGACCUCUACUUUCGAAACUCGUGAAAGUUGAAGAAAGCGAAAUAAAUAAUAACCAGAAAGCGAGCUUCGAAGAUAUAUUCUUCAAAAUCACUGGUAUAAAACCAAGAAAUGAUGUCGAUUCAAUACCAUUCAUGGACCUUGGAAUCGACUCGCUAUGUAUCGAAAACCUUCGGCAAACGAUUGAAAUCGAGAUGGACAUAAAACUUUCACUCAAUGAGAUUUUUGAUAAUGCUAAUUAUAGCAAGAUGCGCGACCUUAUAAAUAAGAAGAAAAAUGAGGGACCGAAGAAGGUUACAUUUAAUAUAGCUACUAAUGAGGAUGGGCAAAUAGACGAGAGAAUUGCAGUGAUUGGAUGGAGUGCGGAAUUCUCCAAUGUGGAGAAUAUCUCCGAGUUUUGGGAAGAACUAAUGGCUGGAAAAUCAUUACUAGAAGAGGAUGGCACAGGACGUUUGAAACAUCCCGAUGACUUUGACAACACGUUUUUCAAUAUCACCGAUGAGGAUAGUAAAGUGCUUGAUUCUCAAAUCAAGAAAUUCAUUCAGCACGCGUAUUGGGCUUUAGAAAAUUCCGGAUACAUUAAGGUGAGAAGCAAUCUACGAUGCGCAGUGUUUGCUGGCGCUGAGCCAACAGAGAAAAAUAUUGAAGAGCAACCAGAUGCAAUGCGGCGAAUGUUUGCAAUAAAUAUGAAUAAUUAUUUAGCAUCAUAUGCAGCAUAUUGCUUGGAUCUUCAAGGAGAGGCAACUUCGGUUUAUACAGCCUGUUCGACAUCAUUAGUAGCUGUAGCUCAUGCUGUAAAGUGCCUUCAAAGAAAUGAAGCGGAUUUAGCAUUGGCUGGAGCUGCUUCAAUCGCGCUCAGUGGAAUAAUGGAUGAGAAGAAGACGGUUUUUGCCGGAAAAGAAAACUUCCGACCAUUCGACAAGGACUCAACCGGUAUUGCUAGGGGAUCUGGAGUUGGAUGUUUGGUGUUAAAACGACUCGACAAAGCAGUCAAAGACAAUGAUAAUAUAUACUGCGUAAUUAAAAACUUCUCAAUUUGUAACGAUGGAAUAUCGAAAGCUAGUUUCAUGGCACCCAACCCGUCGGGUCAAUUGCGCUGUAUAAAUGGCGCUUUGCUGAAUCUCACCGAUGAAGAGAAGCAGAGGAUUCGGUAUAUUGAAUGCCAUGCCACUGGAACACCACUUGGCGAUUCAAUCGAACUUAAUUCAUUGAAAGACGCGUACAACUUUAAAACGAGCCUCACUAUUGGAUCUUGUAAAGCAAACAUUGGACAUGCAUAUGCGGCUUCAGGCCUUGCGUCGAUUAUAAAAUCAGCAAUGAUAUUGAAGUCAAAAUUAAUACCUCCACAGAUCAACUUUAAUCAGUUUCGCGAGGACUAUGGCGAAUUUUUAAAUAUCAAUACCAAAGCAAUGAAUAUUGAAACCGGUAGCAUUAUUGCUAUUGAUUGUUUCGGUAUUGGAGGCACUAAUGUACACAUGCUGAUCGAAGAAGGACCUGCACUCGCAAUAAUGGAGAAAGUGCCUAAAAACUGUGCUGUUAUACCCGUGUCCGCAAAAUCAUUUAAUUCGCUCAAUGCCCAAAAGCAAGCUAUAGUAAAAUACCAGUCUGAAAAUCUUUUGACGGUGCAAUCUAUUUCGACACUCCAACAUCAUCGAGAAAAUUAUAGUCACCGUUCGUUUUUGAUCGCUAAGGAAAAUGAUAUCAUACACCUUGGCGACAAUGUGACUUCAAAAUUAUCACCAAAAGUGUGCUUUUUCCUAGCUCCACAAGGAAUACAAUUCAGCAAUUUGUUCCCAUUUGAUAAUGAACAUUCGGCGUAUCAUGUUGAAAUUAAUCGUCUUUGUGGUCUUGCUUCUCAAAUUUGUAAAAAGGAUUUUGAAGAGAUUCUUAAUUCGAAUAAUCGGUUGAACGAUGUGGAGAACACGCAGGUUGGAUUGUUCAUACAAUGUAUGGCUAUUGCUCGAACAUUGCAAGAGAGUGGCAUCGAACCAGACCUCCUUGCUGGCCACAGUCUCGGAGAAUACACUUGCGCAGCUCUCAGUGGAGUUUUAAUCGAGUCGGACGCAUUUAAUUUGCUCAAUCGUCGUUCGAAACUUAUUGGAACAACACCGGAGACUGAGAUGAUCAUGGUUUGGGGAGACAUUUGCCCACCGAAAUGUCUCGAAGAAACUGCCAUCGUGAGUGACAAAAUUCGAUGUUUCGUUGGAUAUCAUAAAGAUGUUCAACCGUUCAGCGAAUCAUUGAAGGCACGCGGAAUCAAAUAUAAAAUGGUUGGAACUCAAUUCGGGUUUCACUCAUCCUUCAUGAAUCCAAUUUCAUAUCAAUUCCGAAGGCUUUGUGAUGGCUUCAAAUUUCGAGAAGGAUGCAUUCCGUGGAUUUCGAGCAUCACCGGAGAGAAAAUGACAACCCUUUCUUCAGACUACUGUACUUCUCACUUGAGUUCUUCAAUCAAUUUAAAGUUACUAGUUGAAGCAUUAAUUGCGGAAAAUAUCGAUAUUAUUGUAGAAAUUGGACCCUCAGGUGUUCUUGAGAGUUUGCUUCAAGAUAUUGGCUCGAAGAUUGUUGUGAUACCAACAUGUGGAAGAAAAUCACGACCACUUCCUUCAUUGGAGAUUUGCAAGGCACGCGCAUGGAGCCAUGGAAUAAACAUUAAAUUCGAGCAAGAAUGCUCAUCUAUUGAUCCGAAGCUACCAGGAUAUCAAUUUGAAGCUCAUCGACAAGAAAGUGUGCAAAUUUUCAAACAGCAAUGGAUCCCAAUAGCUGAUGAAGUUGUAAAAGAAGAUUUAGAUGCGAAGAUAUAUGAAUUACCGGCGGAUUGUAAGGAUGUCAAUUCAAUAUUCUACGACUGCAUGUCAUUAGCUAAAUACGGAAAGAGCAAGCUCAUCAUUAUUUCAAACACAUUAGAGCCCGCGCACUAUCUUGCUCUUGGUGUUCUACGCAAUAGUCAUAUUACUAAUGGACGCCGCAUGAUUUUUGUGGAAAACCCGCUGAAUCUACAAACAAGUGACGUCGUCAAAAUGGUGUCAUCCAUGACUGAAGACAUUGUUAGAAUCUCUAUGAAUGAAUGCCAUUUUCUCGAUUACAAGCCGACAAGAUUUCCCGAAAUAGAAAUGGGGUUCGUUGGAAUCGUUGCAGUUCUAUUUGGAGCUAAUGGAUUUGUCGGAAGAUGUUAUGAUCGAGUUCUUCGCCAACACAAUUUCAAGGUUGUUCGAGUUGCCAAAACCAAUUCCGACGUCAAUUGCAAUAUCACAAUCAAACAAUCAGUCAUUGAGUCAUUACGGACCAUCCAGAAGAAGCAUGGGAGAAUAUCAUUAAUGAUAAACUGUGUUGGCAAGGAUCCUUCCACGAAAUUGUGCAAAUCUCGAAAGGAGCAAGAUGAAAUACUGUCUUCAAAAACAAUUGCAAAUAUGAACAUCAUCGAAGCAGUCAUCGAACUGGAUAUCGUUGUUGAGAAAUUCAUAAUGUGCUCAUCGCUAAGCUCUGUCAUUCCACUAUUGGGAUGUGAAGACUACUCCUCAGCGAAUUGUUUUGUUGACCGACUUGCUCAUGAAAGUCAUCCAUGUAUUCAAGAACGCCUAGCGAUUGCUCUUCCUCCAAUCAUUGGUAGCCGAAUGUUUGAAGAAUCGAAAAGUUCGGUGAAAAACGUUUUGAAGUCAAUUGCAAUUAGCGAAGAUGGGCUGGAAAGAUUACUGUGGGCUACUAUUGGAAUGAGUGGUGCUAUUUAUCUUUGCAAGAGGGAUUUGAAGUCGAUGGUAUAUGACAGCAUCCGAUAUCACACUUCCGAAUAUUCGACCUCAACGAAGAGUAAUUCAAUCAAGAUGGAUAUAAUCGAGAUUUGGAAAGAUACCAUCAGUCAUAAUAUUGAUAUCAAUGAUGAAACAAACUUCUUCGAAAUUGGUGGUGAUUCACUUAGUGCGCUUCAAGUAACUUGGAAAGUCAAAUGUGUCACAGGCAAAGAGGUUCAUGUCGAUGAUUUAUUUCUCAACCCAACUGUUCAAGGAUAUGCCAAUUAUAUAAAAAAUUUGACCGACUCGGAGAAGGAUAUGGACGUCGGAAUAAAUGAUUUCAGCACAAUUCCAUUAACAAACGCACAGAUGCAAAUGUUCAUUCUUCGACAAACUCAAGAGCCAACCCGAUACAACCUGAUAUUCCAAAUCAUUAUGAAAAUUGAGGAUCAGUUUGAUUAUGAAAAAUUCCAGAAUGCAAUUUUCAACCUGAUUGGAAAUCAAACCAGCUAUCGAACAUGUUUCCGAAAUAUCAAAGGUCCAAUACAAUCAGUGGCGUCUUUGACAGAAAGCUUCUACGAUUUGACACCAAAUCAUACCAGCAAAGAAGAGUGGAAUGAAAUAAUUCAAGGAGAACUUCACUACAUUUUCGAUAUUCUAUCAGAGACUCCAUUGCGAAUCAUCAUGGCUAAAGUGGAUGGAAUGCUUUUGGUACUCUUCAAUCAACAUCAUAUUCUCAGCGAUGGUUGGUCAAUGACUGUCUUCGCUGAUGAGAUAACACGUUUUUACAAUGAGAACUUGAAACGUCAGGUGCAGUCAAUGAGUAAGCUUGGCGUGAUUGAGCAACUACAAACGAAGGAAACGGCAAAACGUGUUGAAGAAGCCGCAAAUCAAUUGAAGAAUUAUGAGCAUUGCGUCAUUCCAUAUGAUCAAUUAGAUGUUGAGUGCUAUAAGAAAAUGGAAUUUUUGAUCCCUUCAAGACUCUGGCAUAAUCUCUUGACCACGUCCAAGAAAUUCAACACAACUCCAUAUAAUGUCGCUUUGACACUGUUCUGCAAGACGUUGAAGAACUUCAUAAUGACUGAAAACCUGCUAUUUGCAUAUGCCAGCUCUGGAAGGAAUGAGCACAGUUCAAAUCUCAUUGGCUAUUGCAUGAACAAUGUUUUGUUCCAUUGUUCGAUAAUGGAUGGAAUUCCAUUUAAGGAAUGCCUUGAAGCUGUCAUACAAUCGGUAAGCCAAUACAAAGACAUUCCUUUUCACAAAAUUGUGGAGAUCGAGAAGCACCUUGGAGCAAUUUCCAUUUAUUUCAACUUCCGCCAAAAAUUGGACUAUCCGACAGUGAAUAUUCCCAAUGCACAAUGCGAAAUUCAACACAUUUCCCUUAACAGCGCAUUCGAUUUUUCAUUCACGAUUGAUGAAACUCCGAAUGGCACAUUGAUAUCGGUAGAUUACGAUAGCGGAAAGUAUAAGUCUAGAACAAUUGAGCAAGUUGUUCAGGUGUUUCUCAAAAGCAUCCAAAUAGACAAACCAACAAUUAUUGAUAGGAUUGCUAGAGCCGAUUACCCGUUAUCGUUGCUCCCAAAAGAGCAAAUUAUUGAAUGGCACAGUUCAAGUGCACACGCAACUCAUGAAAUCACCUAUAAAGGGUUGGCCGAAGAAUUACAAAGCACGGCGAAUAACAUAGAAAACGAGUAUUGCAUCCAAAAUGGGAGAACACCUCGUGAAGACGAUGCUGUUGCUAUAGAGUCUUGCGAGAUUACUAUUUUCGCAUGCUUUUUAUUGGGGGUUGCCUAUGUACCAAUGGAUAGCACCUGGUCCGAAGAGCGAAAAAAUAUUGCGCAAAGGUUGAGCCAAUUAAAUUGGAACGGCGUGUCGAAAAGGGCCGCCAAGAAAUUGAGAGUAUUUUCUAGAAGAAGCCCAUUUGGUAUGAUUUAUAAUUUACUUACUAGUGGCUCUACGGGCCGUCCUAAAGGAGUUGCCAUGGGACAGCAAUCGGUAUCAUCCUUUGUCACAAGCGCAACGAAGACUUGCCUAUUCCGAUCUGGACAUUGGAUUCUUGACUCUGUCAAUAAAGUGUUUGACGUUAGCGUGUCAAAUAUUUUCGGAUGUUUCCUUAAUUACGGAACCCUUGUCCCUAAUGAUUCCAGCUAUCUUUCUACAACACACUAUGCUUUCAUUCCAUCCGCUGUGUUUAAUUCGUUUGAUGAAUCAGCGUUGAAGCGAUUAAGUGUUAAUGAGAUUGUGACGGUUGGAGGUGAUACAAUAGCCACUAUCCCAUAUGAAAAUGCAAUCAACGCUGGAAUCCACCUAAUACAGAUUUAUGGACCAACGGAAACUUGUGUGUGGUCGCUUAUCGCACGCUGCAAAACCGGAAAUUGCGCGAACCUUGGGAAUGCCCUUGAAAACGAGAGAGCCCGCGUCAAAUGCAAUUACAAAAUUGGUGAACUUGUUAUUCAAGGGGUAUCUGUGGCAAGAGGCUAUACAAACGGUAUCGCAUUCAAUUCAGUAUACUGUACUGGGGAUAUUGUGGAGAACCGCGACGGCAGGAUAUCAUUUGUUGGUCGACUAGAUGAUCAAGUGAAGUUUAAAGGGAUCCGCAUCAAUUUGAAAGAGCUUGAGCAAGAAAUGUGCAUGGCUCUCGGCAUUCAGCAAAUCAAGCUUAUUAUGCUUAAUCAGCAACUAAUCGCUUUUCUUGUUACGCAGGAUAGCGUUGAUUUCAAUUCUAUCAAUUUCACACACCGUCCGGAUCAUUUUGUCACAAUUGAAAAAAUGCCGUUGAACGCCAGCGGAAAGGUUGACGCUAAAAUUCUUUUGCAGGCAUUUGAGCAGCUCAGAAAGUCAUACAAGAGAGAAAUUGAAAUGAUGAGAAACUCAUUGGAGGAUCAAGUAUUGGAUGUGGUUUCCACGGCAAUUGGGCAACGAGCAGACCUUUGCGACAAAUUCUCGAAUAUCGGUGGAAAUUCGUUGUCAGCAAUUCAAGUGGCUCACAAAUUAUCGGAAAUUAUUGGAAGUGAAGUGAAAGCGCAUGAUGUUUUACAAUCAGGAUCACUCAAAAAUCUUGUCCAAUCGAUAUCGGGAAAUGUGGAAAUACCCAACAGAAGCGGAAUGAAUGUCAUCACAAAACUUCGAGAAGCUCCAGACUCCAAUAUCACAAUCUACUUGAUUCACGCCAUUGGGGGAACAAUUUAUCCCUAUUACUCGUUUCUACAAAUAUUCCCAAAGAACUUUUCCAUUUAUGGAAUUGAGUUUGAUUUGGACUAUCCAUCAAAUGAUCUUAAAGAGCUUUCGAGAUUCUAUGCAAGAGAGAUUGCGUCACAUGCUUCAGACAAAGGAUUCAAAAACAUAUUUGUUAUGGGGCAUUCAAUGGGUGGAAUAAUGAGCAGAGAGAUUGUUGCAGAAUUGAAGAUUUGGGGAUUCGAGAUUCCAUUUGUGAUUCUUUUCGAUUCCUGGGUGUUGAGGACAAAUGAAUUGGACAUUGAAAAUAUUAAAAACUUUAUAACGUAUGUUUUCUCUGGACUUCCUGAUAGUGAGAGACGAGUAGAUCGGGCACUAAAAUUGGCCAAAUUAUUAAGAGAAUACAAGACAUCAGUAUCCGACACGAAGUUAUACUUGUUUAAAAGUAAAUCACUUGGGGAUGCAGCUUUCAAAAAAGCAGUCAGAGUGGACUUGAAUGAAGAAUUGUCGCGUUCAAUGGUUUUCAAUGGAUUUGACGAGCUGUCCCUUCAACCAAUUGACACCUACUUGAUUGAUGGCGACCAUGAAUCGUGCCUAAAAAUUGAGAAUCUUCGAAAGGUUAAAAAUGAAAUUCUUGCACCUUUCCAGCCAUAUUUAUAA
This is a messenger RNA of Caenorhabditis bovis, 22803 nucleotides long. Lineage: Eukaryota; Metazoa; Nematoda; Chromadorea; Rhabditida; Rhabditidae. The record is from the annotation of a GenBank genome assembly.